AUGAUUGAGAAAUGCAAGGAAGACUAUGAAAUUCUAGGAUUUAUCUGCAAUCUAAACUACCUCCUUCAACCUUUCUGUAUUGCAAUGGAAGUUCUGGGAUUUAUCUGUGUUGCAAUUGAUUAUGUUGGAGACUCUGCAUUGGCUUUAAUUGAGCAAUUGACAGAGGAAUUCUCAAAGGUGAUUAAGAAGAUGUUCUACUUCUACCUUCAAUAUGAUUCGGAUUUUGACUUUGAGACUUCUUCAUCUAAGAAUUGGUCACAGAUAAGGCAAUCAAUCUCGCAGGAUCUGAAAAAGAGAACGGAUUCAUUUAUUUCCGUUGUUGGCUUUAUGGAAUUUCUUUCUUUAAUCUUCAUUCUUUGGCUCUUUUAUAAGUAUCAGACUCAGUACUUAAGACGCGAUAACUACAAGAAUUACUACAUAACACAACAUUUCUAUGAAAUCGAAGAAAGAAAUUCCCAACUUGGUCGUGAUCUUGUUCUGCCCCUUCGUGGUGAGGAAAAUGAUCGCUUCACAGAUCUCCGAGCUCUGUGGUUUAUUCGCUACGAGAGAAGUAAACUCUUGCGAUCCUUUCCAUUCCUUCUCAUCUCAAACGUUCAAAUCCUCACAAUUCUCUUCACUGACUACAUACUCCAUUGGAUUCUGGCAGCAAUCAGGGACUACGAAAGUCAACAUCUCCCGGCAAUUGCUUCCGGGGGAACGGUUGUAAAAGUAACCGGACGCGGAUCCUUGUCGACUAUGUACAAGAACAUUGCCGGGGAAUUUGAGCCAUUUCUCAGGGGCUUUAGCAUUGAUUUUCGAGAAUGUAUCCCGGAUCCGAGUCCACCGAAUUGGGAGAGAUUUCGCAUAACAAUCUUCCUCAUUGUCAUCUGUUGGAUCUUCCUCCUUGUUGAGCCAUACAGUGUUCGUGCACAGCAGUACGUUAUGGAUUCCUUUCAUCCCGAAAGGGCUCGCAAGAGAUCAGCUUGGCUACAUGAGGAGAUCCUACGACGAAGGAGAAGUUUCUUAGCCAUAGCUCGGCAGAACUUAAUGCAGCAUUCGCAGGGGAAAAGUGGAGAGUAUCACAAGGAGUUUUUCAGAACAAUUUGGGAAAGAUUGCGCCACACACGUCUCGUGAAUUUCUUCCUGGGUCAGCAGUGGCAGGAAUUCUGCCUGUCGUGCGCUGCAACAAGCAACCAGGAUGUUGCUUUCGAAUCCUGCUCCCAGCUCCAUUGCCGUGGGAUCUUCUGCUCAAAAUGCUUAUCUGAUGAAAAUUUCUCCUGCCCACUGUGCAACAUCUCUCAGCAUCCUAAACAUCCUCAACAUUUGCAGCAGUGAGCAUCAUGUGGUUGCUAAUGUGCAACGUGUGCAGCAAAAUGAUUGAGAUUAAAGUGCAACAGUGGAUUUUGAUGAUAGCUUAGGCAUGUAAAAUGCUAAAUAGGCUACAAUGUAGUACAUACACGUGAUUGACGAGUCUCGGGGGAGAUAUUGAGCCGAUGCUCUCUGCUGUUAAUCCUUUAGCGACAGCCGCAGUUCAAUGAGAUGUGGAUAAAAUGGAAUGGAGGAGGACAAUGUUAAUAAAUCCAAUGGGAUGUGCGUCCCCUUGGGGGUGCCCUUUGAAGGAGUCCACGAGAGAGAGAGACGCGAUGCGCGAAAUGUGUUGUGGCGCGAGAGACGCGCCCUCGGAGACGGUCAAAGAAUCACACACCGGUUCAACGUGUACAAGAAACUCUCAGUCUCUCCGAAGCACUCUCCGUGUUCGGUCGAUGAUUUCAUGUUGCUGCAUUCAUUGUUGGAACCGCCAAUUUAAUAACACAACAAAAAGAGAAGUUGCACACCUGCGGAACAGGGGCGAAAAUUAAUUUUUUCAAUGAGAUUUUAAUUACAGUGCUGCGAAUAUCUUUGGUGGUGUUCCCAUUGAUUGGGUGUUUGUGAGAAAAAGAGUGUGACGGUGGGAAUUGAGAGUGAUCUCCUCAAGUGCAUCAAAUAGUAAAUUCCUCAUUAAAUUGUUUAUGUGAAAAAGAAAAACAUUGAGGAGGAUUUUAUAAGGAGAAAAAAAAAGAAGUCAAAGUUGAGAAAUGUGGUGUAGUGUAAAUUUGUGAUUUUCCUAUUUGAAUUUCCCGCCAAACGAAGAAGUUAAAAAAAAAAGAAUUGCAGUGCUGAAAAAAUGCCCCAAAUGGAGGAGAAUACGCGAUCUGGAGGAUCAGGAGGUACCUCAUCGGCAAACACACUUCCACAGGUCAGUGCCUUUCACCUCCUGCUGACCCAUUCAUGUGAAUUUCCACCUCAGCGUCAAUUUGCAAAUGGCAAUGACCUUAUUUAUUUAUUUUUUUACAAGCGAAAAUUCUUCUCUGUAGAGUCACAUUUUAUACACAACAGCAGAAAAAUCCCAAAUCGUGAUUUUCAUUAUUAUCCACCACGUGAACAAUACCUACAUACCAUUCCUAUGCCACAUCUCAUAUUGUUGUCUAUGUAAUGAAAAAAAGAACAUUUAGAAUCUCUCCCAACAAGCAAGAUUAUAACUCAUAAAAAUUUCAUAGCUCAAGAGAGCUGACGAACGUUUUUUUUUUUCGUUUUGGCACAGGCAAAGCUUUUUAUUCUGAAAUUUCUCAAGAAUUUCUGCAUUGGCGCAUUGGUGAAUAUUCCCGGAGAAAUUGCACUUCAAUUUAACUGAUAUCAAUCACUAAAAUAUAUUGUAAAAAUUCCAUUAAAAAAUUACUCUAUCCAUCCACCGUUUAAUUCGCCAUUCCACAGCUUUUUUUAAUAGGCUCUUAAUACGUUUAAUGAUAAAUUGUUGCUGUGAAAAUGCAAUUAAACGUAUCAUUUUGUAUGCAAAUAGUGAAAUUGCAUUUUCGCAAAAGUGCAAAAGGUUGCUAAACUCUGCAAAAAUAGCCACAGCGUGCAUGGAAUGGAGAGAACAUAAAUGGAAAUGCAAAAAAAAAGA
Molecule: messenger RNA, 2920 nt
Organism: Lutzomyia longipalpis
Lineage: Eukaryota; Metazoa; Arthropoda; Insecta; Diptera; Psychodidae
Product: DC-STAMP domain-containing protein 2
Exons: 4
Coding region: 1-1314 (437 amino acids)
Cellular component (GO): membrane
Source: RefSeq, a predicted model, not a curated record